Antrostomus carolinensis (chuck-will's-widow) is the source of this 1030-nucleotide messenger RNA. RefSeq names its product glutamate-cysteine ligase modifier subunit (gene GCLM). Lineage: Eukaryota; Metazoa; Chordata; Aves; Caprimulgiformes; Caprimulgidae. Gene Ontology annotation, molecular function: glutamate-cysteine ligase catalytic subunit binding; enzyme regulator activity. Bases 1 to 855 code for a protein of 284 amino acids. Gene Ontology annotation, biological process: glutathione biosynthetic process. The transcript is spliced from 7 exons. The record is from RefSeq and is a predicted model, not a curated record. Gene Ontology annotation, cellular component: glutamate-cysteine ligase complex.
AUGGAGACUCCACAGCCUCUCGGGGCAUCCUGUGCCAGUGCUCUGACCGUGGUUCUGCUCUCGGGGAAUGAAGAAUUAAACUGCUCACGAGUCCAAGCACUGUCUGUAAUGGCAAAGGAGAUCCCUAAUACCUCUUUAGCAAGAGAAAGAUAUGAAUGGGUGCGGGACUGCAUUCAGAAAACGCUGACUGAAUGGAGCUCAAAGAUUGGACAAGAUCUUAACCAGGAAAUAACGGAGGUUCUGGAGUGUACUGUAGCUCAAGCUAUAGAAAAAAUAAAUCCUGAAGAAAGGGAUGAGCUGAAAGUAUCAGCAAAACUUUUCAUCAUUGGAUCAAACUCUUCAUCAAUCAGAGAUGCUGUUGACAUGGCAUGUUCUGCCCUUGGAGUUGCUCAGUUAGACUCCGUCAUUAUUGCUCCACCUCCCGUUGAAGAUGGAACUACCCUCUCCUUGGAGUAUUUGCAACCUUAUUGGCAAGAACUUGAAAAUCUAGUACAAAACAAAAAGAUUGUUGCCAUAGGUACCUCUGACCUAGAUAAAACACUGUUAGAGCAGUUGUAUCUGUGGGCACAGGUGAAACCAAGUAGUAAUCAGGUGAACCUAGCUUCCUGUUGUGUGAUGCCACCUGAUCUCACAGCAUUUGCAAAACAGUUUGAUAUACAGCUGUUAACUCACAAUGACCCAAAAGAAUUACUUUGUGAAGCAAGUUUCCAAGAAGUUCUUCAGGAAAGCAUCCAGAACACGAAAGUACAUGAGUGGAUUCCUUUAUGGCUUCUCCGGUAUUCAGUAAUUGUUAAAAGCAGAGGAAUUAUCAAGUCCAAAGGCUAUAUCAUGCAAGCUAAAAGAAAUGCCUCUUAAAACACUUCUUCUUUCCUUUUUUUUUUAAGUGGCUUACUGUUUUACUUUCUUGGAGAUGGAGGGAACAUUGUUUUUUUUCAUAGAAACACUUUACAGCAUUUGUAACAAAGACCAAAAGUUGUAAUUAUUCCCUGUGUGUCAGCAGGAGUGUCUGCAGUGUUCUAACACUAUUUUU